AAAGGCUUUAAAUUUAUAUUUCUUUAAAUCUUCUUUCUUUUUUCUAUCACAUCAAGAAGACAGAUGCAACGUUUCUGUAAUAAAUUGCUGGAAAUAUGCAAACAUAUGGGGGGCAAGAUUGAUUAAAAGGCAACUUGAUUAGAUUGGCUUUUUACCAUACCAAAAUUUCUGGAGAAAUCCUCUCUGUUCUUGCUUCAUGAAUUCCAAGCUUGAAAUGGACGAAGAUCCUUGUGGCAUUAACAGGAAGCUUUACAUGAACAAGAGAAAAUUCCAUCAUGGAAGUUUAGACCUUCCUGUGUCAAAACACGCCUGUUUCGAGAAGAGCUCUAAUGCAGAAACUUGUUUUCCAUCCAACAUCCAAUCUGAUAUUGAGGACUUAAGAAACAGUAGAAAAGAGAGGUCAACUUAUAAUAGUCACUCGAUAGAUGAUCAAAUAGAACAAGGGUCGGAAAAAGAUAGCAACAGCUUUUCUGAAGAUGCAGACUCAGUCAUGUCUGUAUCAAUCGAUUCUAAAAACGAGCUGCAUUAUCUCAAGAUUUGUCCACCGGAUCAGAACUCUGAUGCAUCUGUUAAUUGGGGUAGCAGAUUCUUUGAUUCUAGUGUUAAUUAUCUUGACCGAUCGGAGACAAAAGCAUGUGAUGAAAAUUUUAUGAACCCCGCUUACAAUGUGUACGAAUCUCCAAGUUUUGAGGAGCAGCAGAUGGAUUGUGGAAACAUUGAUGAAUUUGAUAGCUCGGAAUACAAAAAUGGCGGCACCAAGCCACUGGACGAUUUGUUUUGCUCCGAUGGAGUCAUCCCAGAUAAUUUCGUACUUUCAUCAGGAAGAUGGAAUGUCAACCAAGAUACCGAACAAGGCACCGAGAAAAUGACCAUUGAUAAAGAAUUUGAGCAGUAUUUUUCGAUGCUUAUGCUAUAGCAAAGAUGAUCGAGUAUGAACGAGGUAAAAUGUACAUGAUUGUUGUCAUUUUCGUUGUAUGUAAUAUAUUUCAUACGAUGGACGGACUUUAGCUUGAUUUCCCACCACCACUAAAAAAGCAACACGUGUAGAAGGUUUUUGGGGCGUUUAAUUUC
Messenger RNA from Cynara cardunculus var. scolymus (artichoke), 1071 nucleotides. RefSeq names its product protein FAR-RED ELONGATED HYPOCOTYL 1-like. Gene Ontology annotation, biological process: response to red or far red light. Bases 197 to 916 code for a protein of 239 amino acids. The transcript has 3 exons. NCBI's taxonomy places the organism in Eukaryota, Viridiplantae, Streptophyta, Magnoliopsida, Asterales, Asteraceae. The record is from RefSeq and is a predicted model, not a curated record.